Phyllostomus hastatus (greater spear-nosed bat) is the source of this 2585-nucleotide messenger RNA. RefSeq names its product NDC1 transmembrane nucleoporin (gene NDC1). NCBI's taxonomy places the organism in Eukaryota, Metazoa, Chordata, Mammalia, Chiroptera, Phyllostomidae. The record is from RefSeq and is a predicted model, not a curated record. Gene Ontology annotation, biological process: nuclear pore organization. The transcript is spliced from 19 exons. Gene Ontology annotation, molecular function: protein-macromolecule adaptor activity. Gene Ontology annotation, cellular component: nuclear pore transmembrane ring. Bases 369 to 2333 code for a protein of 654 amino acids.
UGGGGGGGUGGGGCGGGCUUUGUGAGUGGAAGCUGUUGGGAAUGUUGGGAAGAGUAUGCUAGGGAAAGCUGGGUAUUCAGAGUGGAAGCUAGUUAGAGUCGGGGGCUGACCUGGAUGGGAAUUGGGGCAGGGAAUAGAGGAAGAACCUAUGCAGGGGUGGUGUACCUAGUAGGUGUAACUAAAUAACUUGUUUACUCCUUUGGAUUAGAAGCGCAAAGAGUUGGAAAGAAUGUGAAUGCGAGGCCUUAGUAGAGGCUGGGGUUAGGAACUAAGUAAAGUAAGCAGGACAGGUAUUCUUUGUUAAGUUAGAGGAAAUGUAUGCACCGUAGGACUGAGCCAUCAGUUCACUGAUAUUACAAGAUUCUGUAAUGGUUUUGGGCUGGAGGAUGGUUACAAGUAUUGUCUGGUCAGUGCUGCUUCUACCCGUCUGUACCACAGUAUUUAUAAUCUUCAGUAGCAUUGAUUUAUUUCAUCCUAUACAGUGGCUGUCUGAUUCUUUCAAUGAUCUAUAUAGUUCCCGUGUAAUCUUUUACCUCUUGCUGCUGUCAGUGGUAGUAAUAAUAAUAAGUAUUUUCAAUGUGGAGUUUUAUACAGUUGUGCCCUCCAUCCCCUGCUCCAGACUGGCACUGAUAGGGAAGAUCGUCCAUCCCCAGCAGCUCCUGCACUCGUUUGUUCAUGCCGCGAUGGGAAUGAUGGUGGCUUGGUGCACUGCGGUGAUGGCCAAGGGCCGGUACAGUUUCCUCGUGGUUCCCUGCACUUGUACUGAGAGCUUAGAUGGCCCUGCUGCACAAACCUGCUUAAAUGAGUAUCAUCUUUUUUUCCUACUGGCUGGAGCAUUUAUGGGCUAUAGUUACAGCCUCCUUUAUUUUAUUAACAACAUGAACUAUCUUCCAUUUCCCAUCAUACAGCAAUACAAGUUCUUGCGCUUUAGGAGAUCUUUGCUCUUACUAAUUAAACACAGUUGUAUGGAAUCACUGUUCCUGAUUAGAAAUUUCUGCAUUGUGUAUUAUUUUCUUGGCCAUAUUCCCAAAGCUUGGAUUAGCACUGCUAUGGACCUUCAAAUAGAUGAGCAAUUUCAUAGGCCUCUUGAUACUGUGAGUGGCCUCUUGAAUCUCUCAUUACUCUACCAUGUCUGGUUAUGUGGAGUCUUUCUCCUGACGACUUGGUACAUCUCAUGGAUACUCUUCAAAAUCUAUGCUACAGAGGCUCAUCUGUUCCCUGUUCAACCACCAUUUGCAGAAGAGUCAGAUGAAUGCCUCCCAAAAGUUUUAAACAGCAGUCCACCUCUCAUCAUAAAGUAUUUGGCCUUGCAGGACCUGAUGUUGCUUUCUCAAUAUUCUCCUUCACGAAGACAAGAAGUUUUUAGUCUUAGCCAACCAGGUGGACACCCCCACAACUGGACAGCCAUUUCAAGGGAGUGUUUAAAUCUUCUAAAUGAUAUGACUCAGAAGCUGGUUCUCCACCAAGAAGCUGCUGCUACCAAUGGAAGAGUAAUGUCUUCAUCAUACACUGUGGAACCCAAGAAAGCGAAUUUUCCAGAAGAAACGACCUUUCUGACCCCCAAAUCUAGCCAGAUGCCUCGGCCUUCAAUGCCACCAUUAAUUAAGACAUCACUGUUUUCCUCGAAAUUAUCUACACCGGGUGUUGCCAGUCCCCUUGGGUCUCCAUUCGGGUCUAGUGUAAUGAAUCGGAUGGCUGGAAUUUUUGAUGUAAACACCUGCUAUGGCUCACCGCAAGGUUCUCAGCUAAUAAGAAGAGGGCCACGAUUAUGGACUUCUGCUUCUGAUCAGCAAACAGAACUUUCUAAUCUUCCGUCUCUUCUUAGAGCUGAGGGUAAGACAGUGAGACAGCCCAGUGUGAUUUAUUCAUGGAUUCAUAAUAAACAUGAACAGAUUAAGAAUUUCUUGUCAAAACGGGUGCUAAUAAUGUAUUUUUUCAGUAAGCACCCAGAGGCCUCCAUUCAGGCUGUUUUCUCAGAUGCCCAAAUGCAUAUUUGGGCUUUGGAAGGUCUCUCUCACUUAGUAGCAGCAUCAUUUACAGAAGAUAGAUUUGGAGUUGUCCAGACUACUCUACCUGCAAUUCUUAAUACUUUGUUGACGCUGCAGGAGGCCGUUGACAAGUACUUCAAGCUUCCUCACGCUUCUAGUAAACCACCGCGGAUUUCAGGAACCCUUGUGGAUACUUCUUAUAAAACAUUAAGAUUUGCCUUUAGAGCAUCACUGAAAACUGCCAUCUAUCGAAUAACUACUACAUUUGGUGAACAUCUAAAUGCUGUGCAAGCAUCUGCAGAACAUCAGAAAAGACUUCAACAGUUCUUGGAGUUCAAAGAAUAGUUAAGUAAUAUAAACUGUGUUCAUUACACUGCUGAUACAACUGCAGAUGGGACAGUAAAUGUUCAGCAUUCUUGGAUCAGAAGAAAAUGGACUAAUUAGAUGCUUCCUUUGUCGUGGUGGUUGCUUUGAAAACUAUACUUUAAUGGGAGAAAUCAUGGAAAGAAAUUCUCAACAGAAUAACUGAAAACGGCCUUUUCUGUACCAGUUCCUCGUUGUGUGUGUGGUAUAUAUAAUAAAAUAUUCAAUUUCACA